Messenger RNA from Oncorhynchus masou masou (cherry salmon), 1942 nucleotides. Its product is annotated as adapter SH3BGRL-like. Lineage: Eukaryota; Metazoa; Chordata; Actinopteri; Salmoniformes; Salmonidae. The coding region runs from base 192 to 875 and encodes 227 amino acids. The transcript is spliced from 12 exons. Gene Ontology annotation, cellular component: cytoplasm. The record is from RefSeq and is a predicted model, not a curated record.
UCAGCUCUGCGUGCAUAAAACCUGGCCCACCAAUCCUGCGGGGAUGGAGGGUUUGGGGACAAAAAUAGCCUCAGUGGUGUGGCUUGUGUUCGCAGAGUAAUGUCCUGGGUACGCUAUACUAUUAGGGGAGGCAGCCUGUAUCUUUAAUAACCUACGUUAGUACCUCGUUCUACAGAACACGUCGUAACAAAAUGGUUAUAAAAGUAUUUCUAGCUUCUUCAUCAGGAUCGACAGCGAUCAAAAAGAAGCAACAGGAUGUGCUUGGGUUCCUGGAGGCCCUGAAAGUGGACUACGCUCCAUUGGACAUUGCCUGCAAUGAAGACAACCGCAUGUGGAUGAGGGAAAAUGUCCCUGUGGAGAAAAAGCCCACCAACGGGAUCCCCCUGCCCCCUCAGAUCUUCAAUGAAGAGAGCUACUGUGGGGACUACGAGACAUUCUUUGACGCUAAAGAAGACAAUGCAGUGUUUGCCUUCCUGGGUCUGCCACCUCCUCCAGGAUCCAAGAAAAGAGAGGUUCCGAUGGAGGAGUUCAAUGGAGAUGAACACACAGAGGAGGUGGAAGCAGAGGUGGGAGGAGAAACAGGAGAGGAGGCAGCAGAAGAGGCCACAGAAGAAGACGCCGCCGCAGAAGAGAAGGUGGCAAAGGAGGAGGAGGAGGUGGUCGAAGACACAGAGGAAGCCACAGAGGACACUCAGGCCCCCGUGAAGCAGGAAGAAGCCCAGGAAGAAGUAGAGGAUGAGGAGGCUAAGGGAGAAGACGAUCAGCCAGUUUCUGAGGGAGAAGAGGAUUUGGGAUCGGAGGAGGAAGAAGAGCUGCGACAGCUUGAGGAAGAAGAAGAGGCCCCAGAGGUAACAGAGGAAGAAGAGGACGAGUAGUAACAGCCAGGAAAGGUUUAGGAUGUGAUUUACUACUGCCCAGCCUCGAGAGACCCCCUGUUCCGAUCCUUCCUGACCCCUCAGACCGUCCCACACCCAUCCCACUACCCACGAUGCCCCCACCUGCUCACUGUGAAUGCACAUGUUUCCCUGCUGGACCCUGCUGGCUGAAACCUGCCAAUCACACACUGUCUGUACGGCCCACCCAUACUCCAGAGAUAACCCCUGUUUUACCAGAUGUUUAUAUUGCGUAGGGGACUAGGACUAGAGAGGAUGUGUCGCUGUACUUCAUUUGUAUAACGUUGUUCAUUUAUGGUAGCUUCCAUCCACUGUGUAGCACAAUUACAUAGUUUUAUCAGUUUGUUUUUUUCAGACGCUUUUCUAAUUGUACAAACACAGUCAUUUGUUAAGUGUUUUAAAGAUUUCAAACAUACUUCUCAUGUUUCAAAUUGAAAAUGGUAGUUUUAUACCACAGUUUGUAUAGGAUGAUGAGCAUGUCACCACCAACAACUUAGCAGUCAAUGACGGACAGCUAUAACCCUGUGAGAAUCUGAGUGAAGAUCACUCUGAAUGGAUUUAUAAUCUCAGACUGAGAUCUAUCAAUGCAGUGCCUCUCACUCGAUGCCAGCAAAUAUGUUAGAUCUAUAUGUGUGAAUGCAACCCAGUGACUCUAUGUCUCAAUCCAACAUGAGAAAGACCCUUGUGUAGGGUUUACACUAGCUUUCAUAAGCUAGUGUACAAAGUCAGAUUCCAUAAAUUGCUUUUGGUCUUACUUUAAGGUUUGGGUUAACCAUAAGGUUAGCAGUGUGGUUGGGUUGGGUAAAAUAUUAAUUGUAGAAAUGGGUGGGGUUUAACCAUAAUUACUUUGUGGCUGUGGAAACUAGUGACAACCCUCAUGUAGCGUGCUUUAUGACUGUGUUUGCAGCUACUGGACACCAUUCACUGAACGUUACUAUCUGCUGAUCUACUGUGCACUUUGUUGAAUGUAAAAUGAUGUAGAUGACUAAGAGAUCCCCCUAGAUGUAAGAGAAGUGAAAUGCCAAUAAAGUUGAAUGGUGUGAACAGCU